Molecule: messenger RNA, 2319 nt
Organism: Effrenium voratum
Lineage: Eukaryota; Dinophyceae; Suessiales; Symbiodiniaceae
Source: the annotation of a GenBank genome assembly
AUGCUCGGGUCCCUGCUGGGCUCCAAGGGCGCCGCGGCCGAGGGCGGCGGCGCCGGCUUCGGCCUGCAGCGGCGGCUCAGCCGGGCGGAGCCCCUCGAGGCGGUGCGCCUCUUCGAGCGCUUCGGGGACUCCUUCGACACCGUGCACCUGCUCACGGCCCUCCGCGUGCUGGCGCUGGCACCGGAUGCGGAGGUGCGCCGGACGCCGGCCUGGGGCAGGAUGCUGGAUCGAGCGGCGGCGCAGGCGCCGCGCUUGGCGGGCCACGACUUGACGGCUUUGGCCUGGACGCUGGUCCAGGCGAGCCAGGCGAGGGGAACCCGUGGAUCGCUUGACCGGGACCCACCGCAACUUGGGGCGAACGAAGCCCUGUGUUUGGGGGGCGCCGCGCCGCCCGCGCCGCCCGCGUCGGCCGCGGCGGCUUCCGACGCCGCGGUGCGCGGCGCGCUGCGGCGCAUCGCGGCGGACGGGGCGCUGGGGUCCAAGGAGCUCUCGGUGCUGGCCUGGGCGUUGGCCAAGUUGGGCGCCCGGGCGCCCGGCAUAGUUCCGCGGCCCGCGUGGCGCGGUGAGUUCACCGCCAUUUCGGAGCCAGAGGCUGUGGCAGCCAUCGCCCGCGAGGCGAAGCUGCGCACGGAGUCCCUGGAGAGCAAGGAGCUGGUGAACCUCGCCUGGGCCUUCUCGAAGGUCCAGCUGCGGGACGCGGAGCUCAUGGCGGGCAUGGCGCGGCGCCUGGCCACGGCAAGGAUUCUCAGCAGGCAAGACGCCGGCAAUGCGGCCUGGGCUUUUGCCAAGGCAGAUGUGGCCUGCUGGCCGUUGAUGCAGUUGCUGCGCUCCAAGUUCCUUGCGGAGGCAAACCACUUCGAAGCCCAGGAGUUGGCGAGCACCGUGUGGGCCUUCGCCUGGCUGGAGGCGGCGGACCAGGUGCUGCUGAGAGCGAUGGCGGCGCGGGCGCGGGCCGUGGUGCCGGAGCUGAACGCGGCGGGGUUGGCGCGGGUGUGCUGGGCCUUCGCCAGUUUGGGAGAAGGCGCCGCCUUCCCGGAGCUGGCCGCCGCGGCCGCGCCCCGCGUGCGCGCCAUGGACGCGCCCAACCUGGCGAAGCUCGCCUGGGCCUUCGCCCGGGCCGAGCUGAACCAAAGGCUGCGGGACAUCGCCGGCGAGGCGCAGGAGCGGGACGUGGCGUCGCUGAACCCGCGGGACGUGGAGAUGCUCAUCUGGGCCUUGGCCAAGGGGGACGUGAUGCCGCCAGAGCUCAUGGGAAAACUGGCGGAGAGGUCUGCCCAGCUGGCGCCGCAGCUGGACGCCCAGGGCCUGGCCAACUGCGCCGCGGCCAUGGCCCUGGCGGAGGUAAAGGAUGAAGCCGACGCCCUGCGCAAGCCGCUGGCAGCGCGGGCCAAGGAGCUGCUGGGGGACUUCUCGAGCCAGCACUUGUGCGACCUGCAGUGGGCCUUUGCUGCGCAGAGCUGGCUGGAGCCCUGCCUGGAGGAGGCCAUCCGCUGUGCGCCGGGCUGGGCAGAGCGGCCGCCCUACGCGCACGAGGCGCGGGCCGGGGGCAUCGCGGACUGCUUCAAGCACCUGGUGCUCGUUGCGCUGCUGCAGAGCUUGGCCCAGGAGAAGGGCGAGGCGCCUUUCUACGUGGACACCCAUGCUGGUGCUGGCAUCUACGAUCCGCAGGAGAUGCACGCGGUGAACCUGCAGCGUUUGCGCGCGGCCGAAGCUCGCGACGGGCGGCCGAGCUGCGUCGCGGCCUACCUGCGAUGCCUGGAUGCCUCGGAAGGCUACCCGGGCUCCCCACGCCUGGCGCGGCAGAUCCUCGGAUCGGCGGCCGCCGCGGUGGUCUUCGAGGCGGCGCCGCAGAGCGCGGCGCGGCUGCGGUGGGCGAUGGAGGGAAGCGGAUGGCAGGUGCGCCAGGAGGACGCCUACAGGGGUCUUCCGGAGCUUUUCGCACGCCAGCCAGAGAGGGCUCUGGUGUUUAUCGACCCUCCUUACGAGCUGUGCUUCGCGGACAACCUGAACUUCCGGUUGCUGCGGCAGCUGCAGAGCCACUGGCCCACGAGCUGCGUGGCCAUCUGGUAUCCCAUUCGAGAUGAUGCGCGGUCGCAGCGGGUGUACCGCAGGAUCGGCGCCAUGGGCCUGCGAGUGAUGGCCUGCGAGUUCUCGUUGAGCCGCAGCGCCUGCGCGAAGGGCGCCAUCAGGACCGGGAUGCUGGUGGUGCGGCCCCCCGAGACCUUGGAGCCGCAGCUGCGGGAGGCGCUGCCGGCCUUGGCGGAGAUCCUGGCGGCUGGCCCGGAGGUCUACCGCCACCACGAGAUCCGUUGGCUAUAG